AUGGUUGGGUUCAUGUUUUUCGCCCAGGCCCUGUGGACAGGAGGGAGCCAGACAGGGGCAGAGAAGCAGGUGAGGAGGCCUUGCCACUGGAAGGAGGGGCGGUUGGGCAGUGCUGAAGACCCAGCCUGGCUCCAGCUGCUUCGAAAGGACUCCAGCCCCCCAGGACCCCAGCCCACAGCCCUCUGCUGCCCACAGGAUGGGAGCCUGGGGACUAGGAGCCCGGCCAUGAGGGACUGCUGCCCCUCCCAGCAAAAGGCCAGCCCUGCACCCCCCAGGCACACGCCUGCCCAAAGCCCAGGCAUGGACUCUAGACACAGCAGCUCCAGUGGGGCUGGGGAAGGGGCCUCCUGCUCUGAGGGCCCUGGCGGGAGCUUGGCCUACCCCUCCCUCAUCUGCAUCCCUCCCCAAGAGGCAGCCACCAAAGAGGCAUUAGGGGCACAUGGAGGCUCGAUCUCAGGAACACCAGAAACCUCCUUCUCUGGGAGGCCAGAGCCUGUGUCCUCAGUGAUAACUGAUCCCUCAUCCCCGGAGAACAGAAAUGCUGUGUUCCUGGAGAGGAUGGAUUCCAAGUCUUCAAAGCAGCCAGAUUCCACUUCCAUAGGAAAGGAAGAUGCUGGGUCCUUGAGAAAGGCAGAUCCCACCUUUAUAGGAAAGACAGAGCCUACAGUCUUGGGAAAGGGCGAUCCUGUGGCUUCUGGAAGGAUGGAUCCUGUGACCUCGAGAAAGGAAGAUAGUGGAUCCUCGGGAAAGGUAGAUCCUACAUGCUCUGGCAAGGUGGAUACAGUGUCCCCCGGGAAGGAGGAUCCUGGAUGUUCGGCCAAAGUGGAUCCUGCAUUCCCAAACAAGGAGGAGCCCAAGUAUUCAGGAAAAGAGCUUCCUGUGUCCUCAGAAGAAGGGGGGUCUUUGUCUCCAGGAAAGGUGGAUCCCAUGUCCUUGGGAAAGAGAGGUCCUGGGCCCUCAGGAAAGGGGGAUCCCAUGUCCUUGGAAAACAUGGAUUCUGCAUCUGCAGGAAAGACAGACCCCAGGUCCUUAGGAACACUGACUCCAGGGUCAUCAGACAAAACUGAGCCUGUAUCUUCUGGAACGGUGGCUCUGGGGUCAUCAGGAAGGGUCGAUCCUGCAUGCCUGGGGGUGACAGAGCUUGCAUCCAUGGGAAAUGCAGAAAGUGUGUCCUCUGCAAAAGAGGCCCCUCAGUUCCCAGGGAAGGUGGAUCCUGCCUCCUCAGGAGAGGGAGACCCUCUGUCUGUGAGAACGCCAAGAACUGUGUCCGCUGGACACGUAGAUCUUGUGUUUUCAGGAAAGUUGGACCCCACGUCUUUGAAAACUGUGGACCCUGUGUCUUCAGGUAGGGUGGGUCCACUUUCUUUGGGAAAAGUAGAUCCUGUGUCCUCAGGAAAAGCAGAGCCCUUGUCUCCUGGGCAAGUGGAACUGGUGUCUGUGCGAAAGACAGAAACUGAAUCCCCAGGAAAGGAGGACCCGGUGUCCAGAAAGGUGGAUCCCAUUUCUGUGAGAAAUGCAAACACAUCAUCGUCUGGAAAACUGAAUCCUGAAUCUUUAGGAAAGACAGCCUCUGUGCCCUUAGGCCCAGGGAAUCCCAAGUUCUUGGGGACAGUGGGACCCUCCUCCUCUGUAAAAGCUGAGGCAGUGACCGGGGGGGACACAGGUCCACCAUCCUCGGAGAAGGCAGGUCCCGUGGCCUCUGGAAAGGUGGGUCCCACGGCCUCAGGGAAGGCUGACCCGCACGCCUUGGGCAAAGAGGACCCUCUGAGCAGGGGGAAGGUGGAGAGUGUUCCCACUGGAGAAGUGGACUCCGUGUCUUCAGGAAAGCUGGCCCCUACGACUCUAGGAACAGUCCUGGCAUCCUCCGGAAAAGCAGAAGCUGCCCCAGAGGGUAAGGCGGAUGUAGAGCAGGGGGAUCCUGUGAACUCAAAGGCGGAUCCCAGGGCUUCAAAGAAAGCAGAACCCAAGUCUGAGGGCAAAGCAGAAACAAAGCCCCUUAGGCAGGAAGGUCCUGCUUCAUCAGACAAAGCAGAGGCUGCAUCUCUGCAGAAGAAGCCAGUGGUCUUGGAGAAGGGGGAUCCUGGAUCAUCAGGAAAAGCAGACCCUGUUGCUUCUGGGAAGGUGGAGCCUGUGGCCCUGGGGAGGGCGGACUCGGCCCCUCCGAGAAAAGCAGAGCCCCCACCCUCGGGGGUGGUACCUCCCCUGACUGCGGAGAAGGCGGAGGCCCCCUCCAUAAGGCUGUCAGAUGGUAAACCCUGCGGCUCAGCCCCUUCUCCCGCGGGGGCCGGGAGCGGCGGGGGCCGCGUGGAGCCAGCGCCAGCGUCCAGCCCCGAGGCCCCCAGCCUCGGCCAGAAAGGCCCGGCGGCUGCAGCUCCCCCGCCGGGGCCGCGGACUCGCGACAACUUCACGAAGGCGCCGUCGUGGGAGGCGAGUGCCCCGCCGCCGCGCGAGGACGCGGGCACCCAGGCGGGCGCGCAGGCCUGCGUGUCGGUGGCCGUGAGCCCCAUGUCUCCGCAGGACGGCGCGGGCGGCCCGGCCUUCAGCUUUCAGGCGGCGCCGCGCGCGCCCAGCCCGGCGCCCGGGCCGCCCUCGCGCCGGGACGCGGGCCUGCAGGUGUCGCUAGGCGCCGCCGAGACGCGCUCCGUGGCCACCGGGCCCAUGACGCCGCAGGCCGCCGCGCCACCCGCCUUCCCCGAAGUGCGGGUGCGGCCCGGCUCCGCGCUGGCGGCCGCCGUGGCGUCCCCGGAGGCGGCCGAGCCCGUGCGCGACGUGAGCUGGGACGAAAAGGGCAUGACGUGGGAGGUGUACGGCGCCGCCAUGGAGGUGGAGGUGCUGGGCAUGGCCAUCCAGAAGCAUCUGGAGCGGCAGAUCGAGGAGCACGGCCGCCAAGGGGCGCCCGCGCCGCCGCCCGCCGCCCGCCCGGGCCCGGGCCGCGUGGGCUCCGUGCGCGCCGCGCCCCCCGAGAGCGCGGCCAAGCGCCCGCCAGGCCUGUUCCGCGCGCUGCUGCAGAGCGUGCGCCGGCCGCGCUGCUGCUCGCGGGCCGGGCCCACGGCCGAGUGAGCUGGCCCCCUUUUGUACGCCGGGUUUCCAACCUUCUCAGGCUCCCUUCUCUGUCCCAGGCUCCUGGAAGGGAUCCCCUCGACGUGCGACAGGCCUCCAACGGGUGGGCAGCCUCUAGGGCUCCUCAUCCCCUUCUUCUCAGCCCCGCCACCACACAAAUGAACCCCCUCCACCCAGCUCCCUCGAGGUCAUGAGCCCACGAACCCCGCCCUGGCACCCCAUUGUCCCCUCAUGGCCCUCAGCUCCGCUCCCGGUCACACCUGUGACUUUGGAGACCUGCUCAGCACCCCCACCCCCAGCCCUGAGAGCUGAGGCAGGCUCCUGAGAGGUCCAGACUGGAGUGCUGAGACUCCAGUGGCGACCAGGUCCCCAGAACGAGAGCGUCUCUCUACAAAAGCUCCAAGUGUGCAAGGAUUAGUGUGUGAGACCCCCGAGUGUGCAAGGCUCUGAAUGUGAGGCCCUGGGCGUGUGUGAGUGCAUGUCCAUGUGGCGGGCUGGCCCCCAUGGCCCAGGCAUCUCUUGCAUGCUGGUAGUCGUCCCCAAGUCCUGUCUCCCCUCACCUGGCCCCACCCCUAAUCCUAUCUCCACCCUCACUGGACACUGGUUCACAAUUCCCAGACAGGAGAGGGCAGCUGUGGGAGUGCCCUGGGGGGCAGCCGAAAGGAGAGUCGCAGAAAGAUCAGAGGGUCUCAGACUGGUCUGAGAUCACGGUCAGAGGCUCACAGAAUUUCUUGGGCCCAGGCAGCCUGGGUGACAGCUGGUCGUGGGUGGUGGGGCAGGACAGAGAGCUCAUACACAACACAGUUGUCCCUUAAAGGCCACCCUCUCCAGCCCCUCGUCCCCCCCAUGUGCUGUGAGCUCCACAGAUCCCUUGUGACCACUCAGUACCCCAUCC
Equus quagga is the source of this 3955-nucleotide messenger RNA. It is a transcript of the gene GPRIN1, whose product is annotated as G protein regulated inducer of neurite outgrowth 1. The coding region runs from base 1 to 3060 and encodes 1019 amino acids. The transcript has 3 exons. The record is from RefSeq and is a predicted model, not a curated record. Gene Ontology annotation, cellular component: plasma membrane. Lineage: Eukaryota; Metazoa; Chordata; Mammalia; Perissodactyla; Equidae. Gene Ontology annotation, biological process: neuron projection development.